This is a messenger RNA of Auxenochlorella protothecoides, 1290 nucleotides long. RefSeq names its product 26S protease regulatory subunit 6A-like protein. Gene Ontology annotation, biological process: proteasome-mediated ubiquitin-dependent protein catabolic process. Gene Ontology annotation, cellular component: proteasome regulatory particle, base subcomplex. NCBI's taxonomy places the organism in Eukaryota, Viridiplantae, Chlorophyta, Trebouxiophyceae, Chlorellales, Chlorellaceae. Bases 1 to 1290 code for a protein of 429 amino acids. The transcript has 6 exons. Gene Ontology annotation, molecular function: ATP binding; ATP hydrolysis activity; proteasome-activating activity. The record is from RefSeq and is a predicted model, not a curated record.
AUGGCCACAUUGGACGAGAUAUUCGGGGAGGAACAGGCGCAGGACGAUGGUCUGCCCGAGGAGUUCAAGACCAUGUCUGCAGACGACAUUCAGCGGAGAACGCGGCUCCUCGAGACCGAGCUGCGGGUGCUGCGGGAGGAGAACAACCGGCUGAACCACGACAAGGCAGGCCUGGCUGAGCGCAUCAAGGACAAUCACGAGAAGAUCAAGCUGAACAACCAGCUUCCCUACCUGGUGGGCAACAUCGUCGAGGUCCUGGACGUGGACCCUGACGAGGAGGAGGAGGAGGAUGGUGCUAACGCGUACCAGGACGCCUCCAAGAAGGGCAAGUGCGUGGUGCUGAAGACCAGCACACGCCAGACAGUGUUCCUGCCCGUGGCGGGGCUGGUGGACCCUGCCACCCUCAAGCCCGGGGACCUGGUGGGGGUGAACAAGGACUCCUACCUCAUCCUGGACACGCUGCCGGCGGAGUACGACUCGAGGGUCAAGGCCAUGGAGGUGGAUGAGAAGCCGAGCGAGGACUACACCGACAUUGGGGGCCUGGAUAAGCAGAUCCAGGAGCUGCGGGAGGCCAUUGUCCUGCCCAUCACGCACAAGGACCGCUUCAAGUCGCUGGGCAUCAGGCCGCCCAAGGGCGUGCUCCUGCACGGCCCUCCUGGCACGGGUAAGACGCUGAUCGCGCGAGCGUGCGCGGCGCAGACCAACGCCACCUUCCUGAAGCUUGCGGGGCCGGCCCUGGUCCAGAUGUUCAUCGGGGACGGGGCCAAGAUUGUGCGCGACGCCUUUGCCCUGGCGCGUGAGAAGUCGCCCGCCAUCAUCUUCAUCGACGAGAUUGACGCGAUAGGGACGACGCGGCGGGAUUCGGAGCUGUCUGGGGACAGGGAGGUCCAGCGCACCAUGCUGGAGCUGCUCAACCAGCUGGACGGAUUCUCCUCCCAGGACGACGUCAAGAUCAUCGCCGCGACCAACCGGCCAGACAUCCUGGACCCCGCCCUCAUGCGAUCAGGCCGGCUGGACCGCAAGAUCGAGUUCCCCCACCCCAACGAGGAGGCACGGUCCAAGAUCCUGCGCAUCCACUCGCGCAAGAUGAAUGUCUCCCCGGACGUCAACUUCGACGAGCUGGGCCGCUCCACCGACGACUUCAACGCCGCGCAGCUCAAGGCGGUGUGCGUGGAGGCGGGCAUGCUGGCGCUGCGGCGGGACGCCACGGAGAUCAAGCAUGAGGACUUCAACGACGCCAUCAUUGAGGUGCAGGCAAAGAAGAAGACGUCCCUGCAGUACUACGCCUGA